GAGACAAUGGGGAAUGAGACGACAGUGAAUCGGUUUAUUCUACUGGGCUUUUCAAAUGUGACCAGUUACACACUCCUUCUCUUCGCUGUGUUUCUGUGCAUUUACAUUGCCACUGUACUAGGCAAUGUCACCAUCAUUGCCAUCAUUAAUGUGGAUGAUGCCCUCCACAUCCCUAUGUACUUCUUCCUUCUGAACCUUUCUUUCCUGGAGAUUGGCUACACCUCAGUCACAAUUCCAAAACUUCUUGAGAACAUCCUUGCUUUGGACAAAACCAUCUCUUUACGUGCAUGUGCUACUCAAAUGUAUUUCUUUCUCUUCUUUGGUGCCACUGAGUGUUGUCUUCUGGCUGUCAUGGCUUACGAUCGCUACAUAGCUAUAUGCAACCCACUGCGAUACCCAAUUGUCAUGAGGAAAAGAACAUGCAUCCAGCUUGCUGCCUUGUCUUGGGUUUGUGGUUGCUUGGUGGCUUUGGGUCAUACCACCUUCAUCUUCAGACUGCCCUUCUGUGACUCCAAUGUCAUCAACCAUUUCUUUUGUGAAAUCCAGCCUGUGCUGAAACUGGUGUGUGGAAACACCUACUGGAAUGAGAUCCAGAUUAUUGUAGCUGCUGCCUUUGUAAUCUUGAUGCCCUUCAUGCUGAUCCUUCUGUCUUAUAUCCACAUCAUCAGUACCAUCUUAAAGAUGCAAUCAACCAAGAGCCGCCAGAAAGCGUUCUCCACCUGUUCCUCACACCUUGCUGCUGUGUCCGUAUUCUAUGGGACAGCCAUUUUUAUAUACAUCCGCCCCAAAUCCAGCUAUUCUCUGAAUGUGGACAAAUUUUUCUCUCUCUUCUACUCAGUUAUAACUCCAAUAUUUAAUCCAAUUAUCUAUAGUCUGAGAAACAAAGAAGUAAAGGGAGCUCUCAGAAAGACAGUUUCAAAGAUAAUUCCAUCAAAAAUAUAA
Molecule: messenger RNA, 942 nt
Organism: Pogona vitticeps (central bearded dragon)
Lineage: Eukaryota; Metazoa; Chordata; Lepidosauria; Squamata; Agamidae
Source: RefSeq, a predicted model, not a curated record